This is a messenger RNA of Hemibagrus wyckioides, 696 nucleotides long. RefSeq names its product troponin C type 1a (slow) (gene tnnc1a). The record is from RefSeq and is a predicted model, not a curated record. Lineage: Eukaryota; Metazoa; Chordata; Actinopteri; Siluriformes; Bagridae. The transcript has 6 exons. Gene Ontology annotation, molecular function: calcium ion binding. Bases 107 to 592 code for a protein of 161 amino acids. Gene Ontology annotation, cellular component: myosin II complex.
UCAUUUCUGUCUCCUGCUAUAAAGCUCACUGCGAACAUACACACAUCCUGAUCUCCACUGAAGCCCUUGAAGCCUACUCUCUAUCUCCUGCACGUUACUCCGCAUCAUGAAUGACAUCUACAAAGCAGCGGUGGAGCAGCUCACAGACGAGCAGAAAAAUGAAUUCCGUGCCGCAUUCGACAUCUUCGUUCAGGACGCAGAGGACGGCUGCAUCAGCACCAAGGAACUGGGCAAGGUGAUGAGGAUGCUGGGACAGAACCCCACACCUGAGGAGCUGCACGAGAUGAUCGACGAGGUGGACGAGGAUGGCAGUGGGACGGUGGAUUUUGAGGAGUUCCUGGUGAUGAUGGUGAGAUGUAUGAGAGACGACAGUAAAGGGAAGUCAGAGGAGGAGCUGGCUGAACUCUUCCGCAUGUUCGACAGGAAUGAGGAUGGUUAUAUAGACCUGGAGGAGCUGAAGAUGAUGCUGGAGGAAACAGGAGAGAGCAUCACUGAGGAUGACAUCGAGGAGCUGAUGAACGACGGAGACAAGAACAACGACGGGAAAAUCGACUAUGACGAGUUUAUGGACUUCAUGAAAGGUGUGGAAUAGGAGCCUCUGGAUUUCAUCCUGCGUCACUCAAAAAAAUCGAAUCAUGUGGCUUUUGUUCCUAGUGAAAUUUCAUGUCUGUAAAUAAAAUGAUUGAAUCCUCUGAG